Molecule: messenger RNA, 2802 nt
Organism: Cylindrotheca closterium
Lineage: Eukaryota; Bacillariophyta; Bacillariophyceae; Bacillariales; Bacillariaceae
Source: the annotation of a GenBank genome assembly
AUGGCGACCGACCCACGCAAACGAAAUGGUGGUGCAGCUUCCAAUAUCCUGUUGGGAGGUGAAGAUGCAAUGGACGAAGAUGAAAUCCUUGAUGCCAAUGUACAAGCCACUCCCAUCGUAGAAGGGAGUGUAGAGCUCAUUUCUACAAUCAUCACACCGUCUCCUUUUGCGCAUCACGUAACGGGACCUACAUCGAGUCGUUUCCGCAAUGCCAUGCAACGCAUAUCAGAAAAUCCUACAUCCGAUACGGAAGCUUGGGAAGCUCUGAUUACAGAAGUGCUGAACUGUUAUCGGAUUGUCCAACCAAAGAUUCAUAAUGUGGAUGCUGAAGUUCAAUUACAAUUAGAUUGGAUGGAAUCCUGUUUCGGUGCACUCCUGAAAUACUUUCCUUACUCAAGUAACCAAUACGUGGCUGUUGCUCAGAUGCUCUUUGCUCAAUCCGCUCGGAUAGGAGAAGAGGAAGGGGCAGCUUAUGGAAGCAUAGACCGAGCUCGAUCGGAGCGCUGCCAACGUAAAUUGGAAAACAUUUUUUCGAAGACUCUCGGAAUCAACAUGGAUGGGUCCCCAUCGGAUCCUGACGAUCCCAUUGGUGGAAUGUGCACCUCCAACAUCGAGCUAUGGCUUUUGUAUGUUCGGACGAGAAGUCGUCAAGCACGUAGGGAACAUCCCGGUAACCCAGAAAUUGCAAGGGAGUGGACAAGUAAUGCCUAUGAAAUCGCAAUUGAAGCAGCGGGGUUCUGUGUCAACAACCAUGUUGUUUGGAAGGCUUAUUUAGCGUAUGCAAAAGCGCAAAUGGACAAUCCCAAGCAAAUGUUGCACUUGAGAAGUAUCUAUCAACGACUAGUUUGUAACCCAAUGACAGGAUUGGACCAAUUGUGGCAGGAAUAUGAAGCGUUUGAGAGACAGCAAAGUGAGGCUCUUGCUGCUGCGUUGGUCUCCGAAUUUACACCAAAGUACCAACAUGCAAGAAGCGUUUACCUCGAACGAAAUCGUGUUUUCAACAUUCAAGACCUCCAAAUCAAUGCAAAGCUAGCGUCUCCACCACCAUCAAAUGAGGAGGACGAAGAUUAUACUUCGAAGUUGCAAGAAGACUAUCAAUAUCUAAACCUUUGGAAGACUCGAUCCGCUUAUGAACGAACCAAUCCUGAACGCUUGACGCAAACUGACCUUGCGAAGAGAACUCGUCAGGGCUACAAGGAGAUGGCGUGUGCUUUGACCCAUCAUCCUGAAGUUUGGCAUAUGUGGUGUAUGUGGGAAGAAACGGCUGAUGCUAGCGGGACAAAGGCAAUUGCUGUCCUGGAAACGGGACGACAGCACAUUCCGGACUGUACACUCCUUGCCCACGCGCAAGCGCAGCUGACGGAACUGCACAAUCCACAACCACAAGAAUGUCUAAAGGUGAUGGAAUCCUUCUUGGAAGUCGCUCCUAGCACUUUGGGCUUUUCGUUGUAUCAGCAAAUGGUGCGAAGAUACAAAGGUGUCAAGGCAGCUCGAGAUGUCUUUGCCAAAGCACGCAGAGUGCUGGUAACGGAAGUGGGAAGCAAGGAAUCCGUCAAAUCAGAAGGGACUGAAGGGGCCGAUGUGAAGCAAGAAGACGAUGCUGGUGAAAAGCGAUGGAUGGUUACCAAUCGAUUGGACCCAUCGAUCGGGAAACGAAAUCCAGUGAAGGAGCCCUCCAAGAUGGAAGAAGAUUCACAAAAACUAAAACCUGGUCCAAUUACGUGGCACUUGUACGCAUCCCAUGCUACAAUUGAACAUCGUCUGAACAAAUCACCUGAUAUUGCGGCGAGAGUGUACGAAUUGGGACUGAGAAAGCACGCUUCCUUCUUGAUCCAACCAGCUUAUGUAUUGGGAUAUGCCAACUUGCUGUUAGAGUUACAAGAUACUGUCAACCUAAGAGCAUUAUUGACUAGGGCGUUGACGGCUUGCAAAGAACUCGACACCUCCGCCGUGACGGCGCUCUGGGACAUGACACUGAAAUUUGAAAGCUUGAUGAGUAUAGCGGAUCCAGGAAAUGUAAAAGAAAGUAUUGCCAUUGAACGGAAACGACGAGCGGCCCUCAUGGGACCGGAGAUCGAAGAUGUUUGUAAUGGUGCCCGUGUAGGUGUCGGUGAGGCAGCCACUAUUGGCGCCCAAAAAUCGACCGUCGCCGAGCAAUUGGUUCGAACUGAUGGAUACGAAAUGAGUUCCAUGAUUGUCAAUGGGUUGAGCAGAUCAGUGGAGGUCUUGAAUGUAAUGGGUCUCUGGGGAAGCGGUGCACCCAACUCUUCUAAUCGAGUGGUCAAUACUCGAACCAUGGAUGACGACGAAGUCAUUCCUGGAGGCAAGAGCGAUGCAUUGUACCAAAAGCGUCUGACAUUUGCUUCAAUCACAUCAUCUGGUGGCAGUGUCGAGACUGUCGGAGAGAAUUCCAAGAUUCUAUCGGCAAGAGAGCGUCUUCAAGCAUCGGCGACCCCGCAAGGUUCUGCCAUUAGCAUCGCAAUUCAACAAAGUCCCGACUGGCUUCGCGAGUUGCUAUUGGUGUUACCGGCUUCCAAAUCCCAACUCCGCGUUUUUCAUAAGCCUUCUCCCUUUGCUAUUGAGUCUGCUUUGAAUGCUCUACGACAAAACAAGUUACCAGCUGAGCGACCUCAAGACGGCAAGAAGAACGGCCAGCUCUCGGGCAACAAACACCGCCUUCAAUCCGGCGGCGGUGAAUCUUCCGAUGAAGAGGACUCGGGGGUGAGCAAUGGUGGUUACGGAUUUCGCGACCGCCAACAGGCCCGACAAAUGAAGGCCGCCCAAAGCAUCAAGAGUGAAUAA